This is a messenger RNA of Camellia sinensis, 1787 nucleotides long. NCBI's taxonomy places the organism in Eukaryota, Viridiplantae, Streptophyta, Magnoliopsida, Ericales, Theaceae. The record is from RefSeq and is a predicted model, not a curated record.
AAAGAAAAAGAAAAAAGGGAAAGGGUUGGAAAUCACACAGCGAUACGUGCUAGUUCUUUCUCUGAAACCCUAGAAUUACACCCCAAAACAAGUGUGCGAUUUUCUCGCUCACCGGACUUUGUUUUCUCUGUGAAAAUCUGACCAUCGAUCGCCCAAAUCUCAGCCGGAGCACAGUUAAAGGUUUCAUCUUCUCAAUUAGCUUUGCAGAUCAGAAAGGCAUUGGAGGAUCACUUGUUCAUUCAGAUCUGGAGUGUAAUUCAUAAGCUGCAAGUAGUACCCAGAUUUGUACAGAAACCAGUGGUGGUGUUUUUUUAACAAUUUGGUAGACAUUUUGGGGAUAUAAAGAUGGAUAACAGCAUCCAUGGGAGUCUCCACAAUGUACAUUACUUGCAAGAACAUGAUGAUGAUCAUCAUCAUGAUGUGUUGCAGCACAUGAGAAAUGGGAAUGGGUUGGAUAAUAAUGAGCAUGAUGAUAAUGAUGGUAAUGGUGGGGAGAGUGAAGGUAUGGAGGGGGACAUUCAAGUUCAUCCUGAUACCAGGAAUCUGUCUGAUAAUCAGAAUGGGUUGGUGGCUCGUGGCGGCAAUGAGAACAACAAUAACCAGCUCACUCUCUCUUUCCAGGGUCAGGUUUAUGUGUUCGACUCUGUCUCGCCCGAAAAGGUUCAAGCUGUACUUCUCUUAUUGGGAGGCCGUGAAAUUCCUCCUACAAGCAUGCCUACUGUCCCAAUAAGCACUCAUCAAAAUACUAGGGGAUUGUCCAGUACUCCAGAGCAUUGUAGUGUCCCUCAUAGGUUGGCCUCAUUGAUUAGAUUCCGUGCAAAGCGAAAAGAACGAAACUUCGACAAGAAAAUCCGUUAUACUGUCCGUAAGGAGGUUGCAAUUAGGAUGCAACGGAAUAAAGGUCAAUUUACAUCUUCAAAACCCAAUCACGAUGAUUGUGCAUCAGCAGUAACAAGCUGGGACUCAAACCAGAGCUGGGGCUUGGAUGGUAGUGGGUCCCAGCAGCAAGAGAUUGUCUGUAGGCAUUGUGGCAUCAGUGAGAGGUCAACUCCGAUGAUGCGCCGUGGACCGGAAGGACCAAGGACCCUUUGCAAUGCAUGUGGACUUAUGUGGGCAAAUAAGGGAACCCUGAGAGACCUCUCAAAGGCAGCACCCCAAUUGGGACAAAAUCCUUCGUUGAGCCAGAAUGAGGUUUGAAGCCUAUCACUAUGCACUGGAAUGGAAAUUUUGACGCAGAUCAAAUGGUUUGUAGAAUUGCUGGAAAUGGCAGUGAUUCAUCGUGAAAACCUUUUUAGAAAUAGUUGGCUUCAUAGAGGGAUUUAAAAGGCUGAAUGUUCGGGUUUGAUGAUCUCAUCCCACUUUUCAAUAAGUUAUUUAGGCUUUUAUUCUCCAAAAUGCCCAAGAAAUUCAUGCUGAUGUGAAAUUCCCAAAACUGAAAUAUUUCAGGUUUUGUUCUUGCCCUUGGAGAAAUAGCGAGCGCUGCCCUUCUCUUUUUGCUUAGUUUUAAAUUGAUUGACUUUAUUUAAACUAGCUUGGUUGCAGUUAUUUUAUAUCAUAAUUAAAAAGGAGGAGGAGGAGAACAGUUGCUAGAUAAGGGUUGUUGUCUGAGCUACUGCUGGUGGGUUUUGUUGUGCAAUAGUCAUUCCUUGCAGAUUAUCUCUCUCUCUCUCUCUCUCUCCCCUGUGAUUUUGCUGUGUUCUUUUCUUUGUUUGUUUGUUUGGGAAAUGAAUCAAAUGAUAAUGAAUUGUAUUAUUCAGUGGAAAAGAAAAUGUUAAGGUUUAAAAAAU